CAGUGUCCUAAAACUUUUGACAGUGGGUGUACCUGCCUACCCACAGAGGUUUGACUGUGCAUGAAGGGAGGCCUGCCAGUAAGGAGCAUUCCAGCAGUUAAGCUGCAUGUUCAGACAGGAAUGGUCUGAUCUUCCUGAUGUUUUACGGGGAGAAUCAACAAAACUGAGUAACAGAGGACACAGGAGCUUUGAGGCGACAAUCUGAGCGUGUGAGAAAACAGCAGCAAACAGAAAAAGACGAAUCCAACAUUAAAAUGUGAUUUCUUUCUGGUGGGUUUCCAGCAGAGGGCAGCAUGGCAGCAGCACCUGACAAAGAUGUUGAGGUACCAGUGAAGAGGAGAGGGAGCACUGAACUUCUGCGUCCUGAUAUGUCUGAGCUGAGGGUUGUUCUGUUGGGGAACAGCUGGUCUGAGAGGAGUUCUGUGGGGAACUUAUUACUGGAAGAAACUGUGUUCAACACUGAGGAAGAACCAAACCAAUGUCUGAGAGUCAGUGGACAGAUACAGGAGAAGAAAAUAGUCCUCAUCAACACUCCAGAUCUGCUGAAUCCAUACAUCUCUGAAGACAAACUAAGAGAACAUGUAGAACUCUGUGUGAGACUCUCUGAUCCUGGACCUCAUGUGUUCCUGCUGGUUCUACAGCCUGAAGACUUCACUGAGGAACACAGACUGAGGAUCUGCAGAGUCCUGGAACUAUUCAGUGAUCAAUCAUUUGAUCGAUCACUGGUUCUGGUAUCAGCAUCCAGAGAGGAGAGUCCAGGUCUCCUAGAAAACUACUUGCAACAUCCACUGUUAGGAGACAUUAUCAGAAAAUGUAGUCAGAAGUUGUUGUGGCAGAAGAACGUCAAACGUUCAGACUUGUUGAGCAUCAUGGACAGAAUUGUGGAGCAGAAUGACGAAGAUCAUGAGAGCUGUGAUGUAUCUGAGUUAGCCAGUGGUCAUGGAAACCAGAAACCAGAGGAUCCUGGCAGAGCUGGUGCAGUGAAAUCUAUCUGGCAUUCAGCAACAAGCUUGGGCUCCAGGUUAAUCUCUUACAUACCAGGAACUGCAUCAUCACUGGAAAGUCAAACCAGCCAGGCAUCUGAAUUCAGGAUUGUGCUGCUGGGAAAAAAUGAAAAGGAGAAAACAAAAUUUGGCAAAUUCAUCAUUCGAGAUCAAACUUUUGAUUUACGGAAAUCAAACCAGCGUUGUGUGGCCCUCUGUGGAGAGCUGGAAGGAAAAUGUGUAACAGUUGUGAAGACACCAGAUCUCUUCAGUUUUCCUGAGCAGAAAGUGAGAGGAGAGGUAAAAAGAUGCAUCAGUCUGAACCUUCCUGGACCAAAUGUUCUGCUGCUGUUAGUGAAGCCGUCUGAGUUUAAGGAAAAGGACGAAGAAAAACUGAAGUUCAUCCUGAGUCUGUUUGGUGAAGACGCCUUCAAACACUCCAUGGUCAUCAUGACUCAGGAGGGGAAAACAACAAGUUCAUCUGUGAACUGGCUUCUUGAAAAAUGUGGACAAAGACAAUUCAGCUGGAAUAAUAAGAAUCAUGGACUGUUUAUGGAGAAGAUCAAGAACAUUGUGCAAGAAAACAAAGAAACCUUCCUCACCUUUACCGAAGUGACAAGAAGACCGAAGUCUGAACCCAUCAAACCUCCUCUGAACCUGGUCCUGUGUGGUAGAAGAGGAGCUGAGAAGACUUCAGCAGUCAAUGCUAUUCUGGGACAAAGAAAGUUUGGUCGACCUGAAGACUCAUCAGAGUGUGUUAAAACCCAGGGAGAGGUGUGUGGACGUCGGGUUUCCCUGCUGGAGCUGCCUGCCUUGUAUGGAAAACCUCAGGAGGCAGUGAUGGAGGAAUCAUUCAGGUGUAUCUCCCUCUGUGAUCCUGAGGGCGUCCAUGCCUUCAUCCUGGUCCUACCUGUGGGUCCCCUCACUGAUGAAGACAAGGGAGAGUUAGAGACCAUCCAGAACACAUUCAGCUCUAAAGUCACAGACUUCACCCUGAUUCUGUUCACUGUGGAGUCAGAUCCUACAGCUCCAGCUGUUGUUAACUUUAUAAAGAGCAGAGACAUCCAGGAGCUCUGUCAGAGCUGUGGAGGAAGAUCUGUUGUUGUCAACAUGAAGGACAAGCAGCAGAUCCCAGAGCUGCUGGAUCAAGUGGACAAGAUGAGACUGUCAGAUCAGAAACCUCACAGCUACACAACAGGAACGUUUGCUCAUGGGCAAAUGGAAAAGAACCUAAAACUGGAGGCUGAAAACAAGAAACUGAAAAACCCUCAUGUGGUCACCUGUGAUGAAGAGCAACAGAGCUCAGAGAGUCUCAGGAUUGUUCUGAUUGGGAAGACUGGCAGUGGAAAGAGUUCUUCAGGAAACACCAUUCUGGGAAGAAGAGAGUUUGAAGCUCUACCAAGUCAAACUUCAGUCACCAAACGUUGUCAGAAGUCAGUGGGUGAAGUGGACGGACGUCCUGUUGUCGUGGUCGACACUCCUGGACUGUUUGAUAACAGUUUAACUCCUGAUCAGGUUCAUGAAGAGAUGUUAAAAUGCAUCAGUCUUCUGUCUCCAGGACCACAUGUCUUCCUGCUGGUGUUACAGAUCGGCAGACUCACACCAGAGGAGAAGGAGACAUUAAAUUUGAUCAAGAAAAGUUUUGGGAAGAAUUCUGAAAAAUUCACCGUCAUUCUUUUCACAAGAGGAGAUUCAUUAAAACAUGCGAAUCAGUCCAUUGAAGAAUACAUUGAAAAGCAAUGUGAUGAUUCCUUCAAGAAGUUGAUCUCUGACUGUGGAAGAAGAUACCACAUGUUCAAUAACUAUGAUGAACAAAAUAGAACACAAGUCAGUGAGCUGAUAACAAAGAUCGACACCAUGGUGAAGAAAAAUGGAGGAAGCUGCUUCACCAACGAGAUGCUGCAAGAAGCUGAAGCAGCGAUACGGAAAGAAAUGAAGAAAAUCCUGAAGGAGAAAGAAGAAGAAAUGAAGAGAAUGAUGGAGGAGCUGGAAAGAAAACAUGAGGAAGAAAUUAAUAAGAUGAAAAUAGCAAUGGAAAGAGAGAAAGAAAAAAUUCAGCAGGAAAGAGACCUGAAGCUUAAAAAAAUGGAGGAAAACAUCAACAAGGAGCGUGAGCAGAGGAAGAAAGAACGAGAAGACAGAGAACGAGAAGAACAGAAAAGGAAAACUGAAGAAGAAAGUCAGCGACAGAAUCUAAAAAUGGAGCUUGAAAAGUUGGACAGACAAAUUCAGUCAGAAAAAGAGGAAAAGAAAAAACUGGAAGAGACCAGAGACGAGAUGAGAAAGAAACAAGAAGCCUGGGAGGAAGAACAAAGAGAGUGGUGGAAGAAACAGAAACAAGAAGAUGAAGACAGACAACAGGAGGAGAAAAGAAAAAUAGAAGAACUUCAGGAGAAGUUCAAGCAGAAACAAGAUGAAUAUGAAAAUAAGAGAAGAGAAGAAGAACAAAUCAGGAGAGAACAAGAAGAAAAAGAACGGAAACAGUUGAAGGAAAAACUAGAAAAUUUGAAGAAGACGUAUGAGGAGGAAGCCAGGAGGAAAGCUGAAGAGUUCAAUGAAUACAUCAAAGAAUCUACAGCUCAGAGGCAGCAUCAUGAAGAACAACUGAAAGAUAAAGAUGAGAAGUAUGACCUGUUAAAGGCACUGGCAGCUCACAAGGAAAAAGUAAAGAGGGAAAAAUAUCAAGAUGAUAUUUAUAACUUGGUGAAGUGUGUGUCCAAGAAGAGGGACAACCUGAAAAGAAUCAAGGACUUGCUGACAACACAUGAGAACCAAAUGAAGAAGGCCACAACUGAGGAGGAAAAAGAAAACCUGCAGAGUAUUCAUGAAAGAGAAAUGAGUGGCCUGAUCCAGGAUCUUCUGGAAGAAGUUGAGACAAAAUCCUCCUGUUCCAUUUUAUGAGGGAAAGUACAAACUGAAGCCAAAGAACUUCACGUCUAUUUUACUGAAACAUAAUUAUUUUAUCUGUACUAUUCAGGGUCUUCGUUACAUUUUGUUUUGUAAAGUUUUUUAAAUCUUAGUGGCAUGUCUGUUUCUAUUUUUGUGUCUUUCCAUCUUACAGAGUUUAAGUAAUGGACCGUGCAAAAGUAUUUGACAAUUGGGUUCAUUCUCACCAUCCACACUCGUAUAUAACUACUGCCAUGCUUGCUGAAUCUAAACAUCACUAAAUAGAACCUGUCUGGAUUUGUGAAGCAGCAAAAAGGCCUCAAAAAGCAGCACAUGAUGACAUUCUAAAGAGAUUCGAAAACAGAUGCAAGUCGAAUUCACUGACAUUUAUCAAUCUGGAGGGUUCCAAAGCCAUGCCAAGACUCUGGGAGUCCAGAGAACCACAGUCAGAGACAUUAUCCACAAAUGGAAAAACAUGGAACAGUGGUGAAACUUCCCAGGAGUGGACCAACAACCAACAGUCCUCCAAGAGAGCGUCAACAUCUAAUCCAGGAGUCACAAAAGAACCCAGACAAACAUCAAAAGAACUGCAGACCUCACUGGCCUCAGUUCAGGUCUAUCUGCAUGAAACACUGAGCGAUUAAGGCAUCUGUGGGAGAGUUGCAAGACGCAAACCAGUAAUGAUCAAAAAGAGCAUAAAAAUUUGUCCGGCAUUUAAACGAAAAUAUCUGGACGAGCCAAAAGACUUUUGAGAUAAAUUCCUGUGGACUGAUGAGUCAAAGGUGUAACUUUCUGAAAGACAUGAGUCAUUUCCAUCUGGUGUAAAGCCAAUACUGAAUUUUACAAGAGGAACAUGAUGCCAGCAGUGAAACAUGACAGUGGUAGUGUGAUGGUUGGAGGACCUGGAUGACGUCUGCUGUCUGUCAGAAACUCGUCCUGAAGAAUAGUCACCAUCAGUUCAUGACCUGAAGCUCAAGCCAAAUGAUUUGUACAGGAUGACAGAGACCCAAAGCACGCAAGCAAGUCCACCUCUGAAGGCUCAAAAAGAAUAAAAUGAAGGUUCUGGAGGGGCCGACUCAAAGUCUGGACCGAACCUAAUUGAGAUGCUGUGACAAGACCUUAAAAGGACAACUCAUGAUGGAAAACUGUCUAAUGUGACCAAAUUAAAACUUUUCUGCAGAAUGGACCGAGCUUCAGUCCAGCAGAUGCACGGGACCAACAUGGCUCAGUUGCAGACUUUCCCUUUUAUGAUGAAAACAGUUCAGCAAAAAGUAUUUCUGAAAACAUUUGACACAAGAAAUAAUCUGUGCUGAAUCUGUCCUCAUUUUAGUUCAAUGGCAGCUGGUUUAGAUGUUUGACAAAUGUCGAAAUGACGCAAGGCACUGGACCUCUGUUUGAGGAGCUGUGACCUGCACCGGAUCGCAGCUCGAAACACACCACAAUGGAACCAACGUGCAACACGGUGCCUUUCACAUAGACAAGGAUGAGGGAAAUGGACAGGUCCUGUGGACAUGUACCAUAAAAGACUGAUCACAGGCUGCAACAAACAUUUGUUCCAGUUAUUGCUGCCAAGGGUGGACUAGCCCAUUAUUAGGUUUACGGGGGGAAUUACUUUUUACAGAGGUGAUAUGGGUUUUCAAUAAUUCUUCAUAAAAUUAAACCGUAAUUUAAAAACUUAGUUUUGUGGGUUAUCUCUGUCUAACAUUGAACAAAUAUGAAUAUUAGUUUGAUGAUCUGAAAGAUUGAAGUGUAAAAAAUAUGCAAACAUAGAGGAUUUCUGUAGGGGGACAAAAAUUUAUGCACAACACUGUAUAAAAAGGAGGCAAAAUGAGUUAACAUUGCAGUGAUAAUGACACUUUGUUCUAUUUUCUUCUGUACCAUUUUGUUGGGAACUUUAAAGAGACUUUGAGGUUUUAUUAAUAAUAGUUUUUAGUUACAUUGAACUAUGAGAAAGCACAUGUUUGUGAAAUCAAAUAUGACAACAAAUAUCCAAAUUAAACAUUAAAAGCAAAUGAAUCAAAAUGAUAAAACUCAUAUGAUAGAAAUAUAUUUUGAUAUGUUCCAUUGUUUUGCCACACGUCAAAUAGUGCUGGAUGCUUUAUAACUGGUUGGAUAAGCUUAAAGGCAUUAUGGAGGAUGUUUUUAUGUUAUAUUUGUCUGAUUCACAUAAAAUGAAUAUACUGACCUUUAGUGGACUUGUAUGUAUGGUCUCUAAAAGAAUAAAAAAUAAAAUAACUGUGGACAUGGCAGGACCUGAAAAACAUCAGCCAAUCAUUGCACUCGGACCGAGGCGUUUGGUUUGCUCCCUUUCCUGUCAAUCAAAAACCUUCCGGCUCAGGCCUAGUUACGUAGAUUACGUACGCCUUGGACUUACGUGUUUUGUGUAUGUGUUGCUUUGGUAUAACUUCGUAGUUAGCUGGUGACUUGUUUUGCUCAUCUUUUUUUACAUGAUGGCAGAUAAAGAUCCAGGGGGACCCAGCCGUAAAAGACAACUUCACGAGUCCUACGCAAGUUUCUGGAGGGGGGCGUUUCUUUGUAAAUGUUAAGAAGGGGGAGGGUAGAGGGGGGUGAGGGAGAGGUUGUAUGUGCGCAUGCUACGUUCAAAGUCGUAGGAAAUUAAAUCUCCUCUCAUGCCUUUAAGACAUUAAUUUUCAUACUUUUUUUUCUGUAUUGAUCUUUGCUUUAUGUAUCUGUCAUUAUUGUAAAAUGUGAAUAUUUGGCUUUAAAACAGCGCCAGUUUUCCUGAGAUCUCCUCCUAUCUUUGUGUUUUGUACAAAAAUUGAACUUCUGUUAGAAGCUGUUUAACUUGGUUAGAAGUUACUCGUCUCUUGUUUUCUGUUCUGUAGUCAUUUAAAAAUGGUUGCCAGCUGAUAUUUGUUCCUCGGCACUUGUUGGUUUAAUUUCAUUUCACUUGUUUGCGGAUUACUUUUGUUCGUCACAUGGGUGUUGCUGUUGUAUCUUUAAGUUCGGCUCGGGAGUUUACUGUUAUUUUGUUUUAGCGAGUUUUUACAACUCUGUUCACCUUCUUUGGGUUUUAAUUGGUUCUUUGAGUUAGCAACACCCACCUGACCUGUUUUCUUUGUUCUAAUUAUCACCUUUCUUUUGUUAAUUAUGUCACUAAGCAAUAAAUUGUCUGACUAAACCAAGAA
Messenger RNA from Acanthochromis polyacanthus (spiny chromis), 7018 nucleotides. RefSeq names its product golgin subfamily A member 4-like. NCBI's taxonomy places the organism in Eukaryota, Metazoa, Chordata, Actinopteri, Pomacentridae. The record is from RefSeq and is a predicted model, not a curated record. The coding region runs from base 294 to 3884 and encodes 1196 amino acids. The transcript is spliced from 9 exons. Gene Ontology annotation, molecular function: GTP binding.